Molecule: messenger RNA, 1764 nt
Organism: Actinia tenebrosa (Australian red waratah sea anemone)
Lineage: Eukaryota; Metazoa; Cnidaria; Anthozoa; Actiniaria; Actiniidae
Molecular function (GO): oxidoreductase activity, acting on the CH-OH group of donors, NAD or NADP as acceptor
Source: RefSeq, a predicted model, not a curated record
AACAAAAAUAGCAAGGAAGGAGUAAAAGACUCUGAUUGCGCUUAUAAAGCUUGUCUUAAGCAAGGCAGAUUGUCGAAUUUUCCAAAAUUCAUGAAACCAAAUAUAUUUCUCUAAUAUACUGACACAAAAACCGAGCUUGUGUUCCCUGUGUAUAAGUUAGACAAGAUGGCGGCUUACCUGAGGAACGUCUUUAUCACUGGCUGUAAUCGAGGAAUAGGACUCGAGUUUGUCAAGCAGUUUCUUCACCUUCCAAAACCUCCUCAAAAUCUAUUCGCCACUUGUAGAGCUUUGCAGCAUGAAGGAUCUCAAGAACUCCGGAAUCUCACUCAAGAACAUCCCAACUUACACCUUCUGCAGCUAGAUGUGACCAAUGAAGAAGAUAUUGCAAACGUUGCAGCUGAAGUUGGUAAAGUUUUACAAGAAGAAGCGCUGAAUUUGGUCAUCAAUAAUGCAGGUGUGACAGCACAUGUUACUAUAGAGAGCGUGACUGCAGAUGAAAUGCUCUACAACUUUCAAGCAAAUGCUGUUGGUCCACUAAUGAUCGUCAAAGCCCUACUUCCAUUCUUGAAGCGAACAAAUAACGCCUUCAUUGUGAAUAUAUCAGCCAAGACUGCUUCUGUUGCUGAUAAUACUUCUGGUAAACUGUACCCUUCGCGUGGCAGCAAAGCAGCUCUCAACGCGAUUACAAAGUCACUGAGUGUAGACUUGCAACCGUACGGGAUUACCUCGAUAGUUAUGAAUCCAGGGUGGGUGAAGACACCCAAUGGUGGUCCAAAUGCUUUGAUCACGCCGCAAGAAAGUGUGACUAGGAUGAUGAGGGUUAUCUCAUCUUUAGAUCAGAGUAAAUCUGGCAUGUUCUUCGACUAUAAAGGAGAAAUUAUUCCUUGGUGAAAUAUAAUUAAUGAAUCAAAAUUAUAAAAUAACUGUUAUGAAUCUUGCAUCCUGAUUAGAUGGGAGCUUGUGCUCUAUGAGAGCACACAGUAUGCAUGCACACUUUCUAUUUUGUCAUUCGUAUCCAAAAUAAUGGGAAUUUUAAUUCGUAUUUUAUGGAAGAAAUAAAAAACUUGCUUGCUGUAAUGUGUGUAGUGUGCUAUGCAUCAUGCUUCUCCUAAAACUUUUCUCGUGUUCUGCCAAUCUCAGCAAUUUCACACAAAGCACACAUGCACGUUUUUCAUUUCUUCAGUGGAAGCUGGUAGUGAUUUUGUAUUAGCCUUUACUUCUGUAAUAUAUAUAUUUUUUAGAGGGGGGGGGAUGGUCUGGUUGAAACAGAACCAACUGACUUAGUGGCUAUGGGCCUGUUUUAUGUUUUUAUCAUAAAGCAUAAAAAUAAGCAGCAGUUUUAUAGAGCAGAUGAAGUAAAACCAUGAAAUAAAAUCAAAAUUGAUAUUGACAAAUAGUCAUGUUUAGUGACUAAUACUUGCCAUCACUCAACCAGAACAAUUCAUAACAAAAAGACACAUACACAGUUAUUGAUUAUGGUUUUGCAUCUCCAUGUUCUCUGUUGCUUUGAUAAAAUAGUAUUGUUUUAUGUAAACAUGGCAGCCAGCUAGUCAAUGUUUAUAUCUCAAAUAUUAGAGGCUUAAGAUAACAACUUAGCUUACUUGAGGACUUUGUGGGAGGAGGGGGUGUAAUGGAUAAUGUCUGGAACUACACAUAAUUCUCUAGCUUGUUUGCACAAACAGAAUCUUUUACUGUAUGAACAAAUGAAAUUUAAAGAUGUUACAAAGCAUUUGAAGUCCUGUAAAACCCUUUGUUGUUACAAUA